CUUCGCCCGGCUCGACACCAUGCAGCAGACAUUCCUGCUCCGUGGCCUGACGCUGAGUCUGCUGGCGCUCAGCGCCGCCGGAUGCACCGAACAGGAGACGAAAGAAGAGGAAAAGCAAGGGCGUCUAGACGUUACACAGCAUGAAGGCCACGGCUGUGAUUGCAUGCGAUGGACGCCUUGGAUCAACGCUGACCAGGUUGACGCUAACAACGGCGACUUCGAGACGAUUGGCUACAACCUGGCUGUGGAGGGUGGCGACGCUGGUCGCGUGACCAAGAUACUGGCCCGCCUCGGCAUUGUCUGCAACACGCCCAUACAGGUGGAGUGUCGCAGCGCGCGCACAGGCGCCCCCUGGUUCCGCACCGGUGACGACACCGCCCCUCGCAGACGCCUCAACUGCGACAGCGAGGACGGCUUCAUCUGCCACGAUCGGGAGCAGGCGGACGGCCGCUGUCAGGACUAUGAGGUGCGACUGCUCUGCUGGACGGCAUGCAAGAACUUGCGGUGGUCGCAGUGGUUCGACAAGGACAACCCAAGCGGCAGCUGCGACUGCGAGCACCCCGGCUGGCACGACCACCCGGCCCGGCACGCACCUCCCUGCCCGACUGGUCAGACGCCGCUGGAGGUGGACUGCCAGACGCUGACAGAUGUGCAGGCGGCCGUCGGACCCGAUAAGGCGGUCCGCUGCAGCGUCAACGACGGCUUCACCUGCUGGAACGCCGACCAGGGCGGUGGUCAGUGCGCUGAUUACCGUGUCCGCUACCUGUGCGGCGACCCCAGUGCUUGAGGCGCGCGCUCUGCCACGGACUGUCACCGACCCGCCUCAUGGAGAAGACUGGCGCCGGAGCGUCCCGGAGCCACGAGCGUGCCUCCAGUCACGGACCCCGGUCACGUGCACCUCCGGAAUCAGUGCUGAUUCUCACUGUCCCCAGCUCUCUGCUACUUUCUCUUUCCGAUUUACGGGUUUUCGGUGCGAUUUUGAUCACGAGUGAUUGCCAGAUUCCGGGACCUCAGGAUCCUAGGAUCCCGAGGUGACUGAAAGAUAGUGUGCCUUGGCUUCCUGCACCUUUUGUUCUUCCGUCGCUAUCAUCGAAAUAACUGAUAACAUUUAAACCAUGUGCAGGUAGGUGGCUCUGAAGCUCUGCUCACGGUUCGUUUGCAUCGUAUGCAUUUUACCUGAAGUUUCGUUGCAUUUAUCGGCUUGUUUUAACUGUACAUCAUUUGUCUACUGAAUUUCUAUUAGCUGCAUCCUGCGGCCUUUGGAAUUAUUUGUGCAGUGCAUGACUCCUAGAACUCACCAGCCUUUAGGUUCACUUGUCAGUAAACCAUGCUGAGCAUCUUCAACAUUUUACUCCAAACGCUUGCUGUGUGACUCGCUCUAAUGCUUCUGGUGAAUGGGAUAAUACAUCUGAUAUU
Messenger RNA from Pollicipes pollicipes, 1416 nucleotides. RefSeq lists its product as uncharacterized. The transcript has 5 exons. The coding region runs from base 20 to 787 and encodes 255 amino acids. The record is from RefSeq and is a predicted model, not a curated record. Lineage: Eukaryota; Metazoa; Arthropoda; Thecostraca; Pollicipedomorpha; Pollicipedidae.